Messenger RNA from Marasmius oreades (fairy-ring Marasmius), 873 nucleotides. RefSeq lists its product as uncharacterized. NCBI's taxonomy places the organism in Eukaryota, Fungi, Basidiomycota, Agaricomycetes, Agaricales, Marasmiaceae. Bases 1 to 873 code for a protein of 290 amino acids. The transcript is spliced from 9 exons. The record is from RefSeq and is a predicted model, not a curated record.
AUGGAUUCGGAAACGAUCGAAGAGCUCCUUGCUCCUUACCUUUCGGCAACGUCGAUCCUUGUUUAUCCUAUCACUACACUUUCGGCGAUGUUUCUGUUAUAUGGUUUAUACAUCCCCUUAUUCGGCCUAUCUAUCCGUAUUCUUUGGCGGCGCAAUAACGCUAUCUCCAAGCUAUACUUAGGAUUCGUCAUUUCUCUCUUUGUGUUAGCAACGCUCAGGAAUGCUUGCGUGGCCGCGCAACUGAUUCGACAAGCCCUUCUAACGCUUUCUGCGGCGAAAACGAAAGACUAUGGAGACCUUUUGAGCUACCUUCAUGAAGAUAAGAGGAAGACUGCUUUAUCCACCAUUACCAAUUUGACAGACAAUCUGAUGAAUGCCAUCGCAGACUUCAUGCUUGUUCACAGGUGCUACUCGAUCUGGGGAUCGAAGAAAGUUAUGCUAUACCCACUAGGACUUAUCGUCAUUGUUAUUAACGGCACGGCUCUGGGAAGCCUCAUUGCUUCAGCGAUUGGGUUCAGCGACACAAAUAAUAUAUCAAAUGUGAUGCUUUUCGUGAAGGCUAACAGAAUCAAUGAUGGAAGCUGGUUAGCGGUGGCCGCUUUCAACCUAGUAUUGACGUUGUUGAUGGCCGCACGGAUUUGGUGGAUUACGCGCGAGGCAAGGGAGGUAAUGGGGAGGUCGAUACAAACCAGGUAUCGGAAGAUCGUAGCUGUGAUUCUCGAGUCCGGCUUUCUCUAUUCAAGCACCCUCUUGGCUUCCCUCAUCGUGUCCCGGGAACUCGAUCCAGACGAUCAUGGUGGUUCCGUGCCGAUUGACCUUGGAGUCAUUGUUUCUACGAUGCCUCGGCAUAGAUUGAGGGUGUCAGAGCUAUAG